AUGGAUUCCAAAGCCUCUCUCCCACUCACUCACGCUGAGGAGGCCGCACCACCCUCCUACACAGAACCAACAUGCAACUUCCCAUCCCCCACAACCCAAUACUACAGCGCCAACAUCCACACCCAACUCCUCUCCCUCACGAGGGAAAUCAGCACCUUGCAAACCAAACGAUCCCUCCUUUCGCAAGCGCAAGACGAGAAGAUGCUCUCCCUCCUCGCCGCCGAGAUCCAAACCUUCUUCUCUGAUUUCGCGGCGUCCGGCAAGCAACGCGGGACUCUGAUAUUAGUCCCUGCGAGCGCGUUGCCGGAUCAGAGUGCCAGGCCCGCGGAGUAUGAUUUUAGGGAUCCGCGGGAAUAUGAUGGCGUUGCGAGGGUGCGGGAUAGAGAAGCUGUGGACGGGGUCGGGGGAUGGAAUGAGGAGGAUCUGUGGUAUUGGAAAGAUGAGGAGAUGGCAGGAAGGUUGGCGGCGUAUUUGAGACCUGCCCCUCCUCCUGACUUGGCCAGGAAGGAGUGGUCGCCCAGGAAAGAGGAAACAGAAAUCAAAGCAAGUGAACAGGCGCAGGAACAGGCUGAGAGUAGUGGAAGAUGGAGAUGGGGGAGGAUGAAGCGUGCCACUAGGAGUAGUGGUGAAAGCCCAAUUUUGACGCAGGACCGAGAUGCUAAAGUUUAUCCGGGUGAGGAUAUGGCCACUUCGAGUGGAGAAGAUAGGGUGUUGAUGGAUGUUAAUGCCGAUGAAGUGACGUUCAGGACGGAGAACGAUCUCGGCCUUUUUGAAACGCAGACGGGAUGGGCCAUCGUGUUGAAGUUGAAAAUCGAGAUGGGGAGAAGAGAAGAUGGGGCAUACUGA
This is a messenger RNA of Amorphotheca resinae ATCC 22711, 846 nucleotides long. RefSeq lists its product as hypothetical. The coding region runs from base 1 to 846 and encodes 281 amino acids. The record is from RefSeq and is a predicted model, not a curated record. The transcript has a single exon. Lineage: Eukaryota; Fungi; Ascomycota; Leotiomycetes; Helotiales; Amorphothecaceae.